AUGGCUGCUACGCUACCACUGGAGCUACUCAUCCAGAUAGCAACAUUUCUCGAGAGUACGGGCGCCCCCUCACUCCGUCACCAGGAGCUUCCUGAAGAGCUUGGAUUCGACACACUGACAAUCCAACUGGAAGAUUAUACCACCGAUAACGAAGUACAAAGAGACAACGACCGUGCAUUCCAGUCCGGUAUCAUCGCCCUCUUCAGGACGCUUAGUGACUGGGACCCAGGUCUUCGCCUCACACUGCAACUAUUGAUCUCAGGUCGGGAAGAGACGCUCGAGCCAAAUACAUACGAUUGUACAUUUACCGGACCGGUUCCCUGGAGCUUCCCAGACGAAUGGAUACUGGCUGUUCCUUUUUAUCGGGCAUCGUUCGGUCACAGUGACCCACCUACGCUCCCAGUUGUCCCAUGUAUGGACCAACUUCGAUUCUCAGACAACUCUGAGUUCGAUUUCCUUUCUGAGAUUUGGCGGCUGAACAUGCAAGAGCAUGUCAAGCCAGAUCAUUUGAACUAUAUCCAAGCUCGUCGUCGGGGGAAUAAACUCACUUCCACCGACUCUCAGAGACUUGGAACUUUAAGUUCAUUCGAGUACCCUUGGAAGUGGUCGAUGCCUGGGCUGAAUCUUCUGGGAUGCGAUCACGACAUGCUGUCUCUCAACCUUCGCAACCUCAGCAUCAAUCUCAGACGGUUAAACCUGGAUGAGGUAUCGCUUGCAGCUGACGUUCUGUUCCCCCUUGAUGAACAAGGGAAUCCCUUACCGGAAAGCCUGUCGCUUCACUGGCCACAUCUUGAGGUUCUCAACCUCUGUGUGCCGCCAGUUCUCCCCACCGGUAAGCAUUCCUCCAACAUGGCAACAAUCCACAUCUCACCGUCAUUCAUAGGCAGAUGGGUUACUCUUCACCUCCCCGAGCGACAAAAGGAGCUCGAUGCAAUAGAGGACUGGUCGGGCAUCAUUCGGGACGUGGAAAGGGGAAACGGAAACCGUGAACUCUUGGAUACUGAACAUUUCCAGCGAGUCCUCAUCUCUCUCGGUCAUGCCGCCCGCCGGAUGCCUAAAUUGACCUCACUGGACUAUGCAAUCGAUUGCAGUCCCCAGUUUGAACUUAGCGUGGUGUUCAUUCCGUAUGAAAGUGCAGACCUGAUCUUGUACUCUAAACAUCGACCUGAUAAACGCGCUGCUAUGGCUUGGAAUUGCCCAUUCGAGAACCUCCCUGCGACUGUGGGAAUACCCUGGGGUCUGACAGCAGUCAUCUCACCAUGGCCUCCGGUUUGGGUGAUACUUUGCACCACAUUUUAUGUGGUUUUCUUCUCUUUACAGUGA
Molecule: messenger RNA, 1323 nt
Organism: Aspergillus brunneoviolaceus CBS 621.78
Lineage: Eukaryota; Fungi; Ascomycota; Eurotiomycetes; Eurotiales; Aspergillaceae
Exons: 5
Coding region: 1-1323 (440 amino acids)
Source: RefSeq, a predicted model, not a curated record